Acomys russatus (golden spiny mouse) is the source of this 2631-nucleotide messenger RNA. It is a transcript of the gene Dach1, whose product is annotated as dachshund family transcription factor 1. The record is from RefSeq and is a predicted model, not a curated record. The coding region runs from base 289 to 2541 and encodes 750 amino acids. The transcript has 12 exons. Lineage: Eukaryota; Metazoa; Chordata; Mammalia; Rodentia; Muridae.
CCGAGAUCCCAGCCCCUGGAGAGGACUCGCAUUUCGACUUGCGGGACACUUUUGUGCGUUUCUCUCUCGAGCGCCUCUCGCGCUCGCCCCUCCUGCGCUGGCUCUUUCUUACCCUCACCUCCUUUUCUCCUCUUCUCUCCCUCUCUCUAGCCAGGGUUCCUUCCUAGAAUAGUUGUUAUCUCUGACCCCCUCGAUCCUUGUCCUCCUUUCUCCCCCUUCCCCUCUGGGAGGUGUGUGGCAACUUUUCCCCCUCGCUUCUCCUCCUUCUGUUUCCCCUUAUAUGUGACCAUGGCAGUGCCGGCGGCUUUGAUCCCUCCGACCCAGCUGGUCCCCCCUCAACCCCCGAUCUCCACGUCUGCUUCCUCCUCUGGCACCACCACCUCCACCUCCUCGGCGACCUCGUCUCCGGCUCCGUCCAUCGGACCCCCGGCGUCUUCUGGGCCAACUCUGUUCCGGCCGGAGCCCAUCUCCUCUUCUGCUUCUUCAGCAGCGGCCACAGUCACCUCUCCUGGUGGCGGCGGUGGCGGCAGCGGAGGCGGUGGUGGCAGCAGCGGCAACGGAGGCGGCGGCGGCGGGAGUAACUGCAACCCCAGCCUGGCGGCCGGGAGCAGCGGCGGCGGCGGCGGCAUUAGCGCUGGCGGAGGCGCCUCCAGCACCCCCAUCACUGCGAGCACCGGCAGCAGCAGCAGCAGCAGUAGCAGCAGCAGCAGUAGCAGCAGCAGUAGUAGCAGCAGCAGUAGCAGUAGCAGCAGCUGCGGCCCCCUCCCUGGGAAACCCGUGUACUCAACCCCGUCCCCAGUGGAAAACACCCCCCAGAAUAAUGAGUGCAAAAUGGUGGAUCUGAGGGGGGCCAAAGUGGCUUCCUUCACGGUGGAGGGCUGCGAGCUGAUCUGCUUGCCCCAGGCUUUCGACCUGUUCCUGAAGCACUUGGUGGGGGGCUUGCACACCGUCUACACCAAGCUGAAGCGGUUGGAGAUCACGCCGGUGGUGUGCAAUGUGGAACAGGUUCGCAUCCUGAGGGGACUGGGGGCCAUCCAGCCCGGAGUGAACCGCUGCAAACUCAUCUCCAGGAAGGACUUCGAGACCCUCUACAAUGACUGCACCAAUGCCAGUUCCAGACCUGGAAGGCCCCCUAAGAGGACUCAAAGUGUCACCUCCCCAGAGAACUCUCAUAUCAUGCCGCACUCAGUUCCCGGCCUCAUGUCUCCUGGAAUAAUUCCACCAACAGGGCUGACUGCAGCUGCUGCAGCUGCUGCAGCUGCUACCAAUGCAGCUAUUGCUGAAGCAAUGAAGGUGAAGAAAAUAAAAUUAGAAGCUAUGAGCAACUAUCAUGCCAGUAACAACCAACAUGGAGCAGAUUCUGAAAACGGGGAUAUGAAUUCAAGUGUUGGCAGCAGUGGGGGUCCUUGGGAUAAGGAAACUCUCCACUCCCCCGCAUCCCAGGGAUCUCAGGCUCCUGUUACACAUGCCCGCAUGCCUGCAGCGUAUAGCCUUCCAGUUAGCCAUCCUCUCAACCAUCUGCAGCACAGCCACCUUCCGCCAAAUGGACUGGAACUUCCUUUUAUGAUGAUGCCCCACCCUCUAAUUCCUGUCAGCCUACCUCCAGCAUCUGUCACUAUGGCAAUGAGCCAGAUGAACCACCUUAGCACCAUUGCAAAUAUGGCAGCAGCAGCACAAGUUCAGAGCCCUCCAUCCAGGGUGGAGACAUCUGUUAUUAAGGAGCGAGUACCUGACAGCCCCUCACCUGCGCCCUCUCUGGAGGAGGGCCGAAGGCCUGGUAGCCACCCUUCAUCACACCGCAGCAGCAGUGUGUCCAGCUCCCCUGCACGGACCGAGAGUUCUUCCGACAGAAUCCCUAUUCAUCAGAAUGGGUUGUCCAUGAACCAGAUGCUGAUGGGUUUAUCACCAAACGUGCUUCCUGGGCCAAAGGAGGGAGAUUUGGCUGGUCAUGACAUGGGACAUGAGUCAAAAAGGAUCCAUAUUGAAAAAGAUGAGACCCCGCUUUCCACACCAACCGCAAGAGACAGCGUGGACAAACUUUCUCUAGCUGGGCACGGACAGCCACUACCUCCAGGCUUCCCAUCCCCCUUUCUGUUUCCCGAUGGCCUGUCUUCCAUAGAGACCCUUCUCACUAACAUACAGGGCCUCCUGAAAGUUGCCAUAGAUAAUGCCAGGGCUCAAGAAAAACAAGUCCAACUGGAAAAAACCGAGCUGAAGAUGGAUUUUUUAAGGGAAAGAGAACUAAGAGAAACACUUGAAAAGCAGCUGGCCAUGGAACAAAAGAACAGAGCCAUAGUUCAAAAGAGGCUAAAGAAGGAAAAGAAAGCGAAGAGAAAACUGCAGGAAGCGCUGGAAUUCGAGACAAAACGCCGUGAGCAAGCCGAGCAGACACUGAAACAAGCAGCUUCUGCAGACAGUCUCAGGGUCUUAAAUGACUCCCUGACCCCAGAGAUAGAAGCUGACCGCAGUGGCGGGAGAACAGAUGCUGAAAGGACAAUACAAGAUGGAAGACUGUAUUUGAAAACUACCGUCAUGUACUGAGUCUUUCCUGUUGAAGAAAUCCAUCAUCUGCCCUAGAACUCCGGAGUUGGACAUUCACCAUCGGAAAGUUCAGGAAAAAACAAAACAAAA